Molecule: messenger RNA, 3050 nt
Organism: Nerophis lumbriciformis (worm pipefish)
Lineage: Eukaryota; Metazoa; Chordata; Actinopteri; Syngnathiformes; Syngnathidae
Source: RefSeq, a predicted model, not a curated record
AUAUUGCUAACUGAUCGUUGGCUUAUUGCUAUCUGAUCACUAUUUUAUUUUGCUAACUGACCGCUAAUUGUUCACUAUCUUGUUGCUAACUGAUCGCUGUUUUAUUUUGCUAACUGAACGCUAAUUGAUCACUAUCUUAUUGCUAACUGAUCGCUAUUUUAUUUUGUUAACUUAUCGCUAAUUGAUCACUAUCUUAUUGCUAACUGAUCGCAAUUUUAUUUUGUUAACUGAUCGCUAAUUGAUCACUAUUUUAUUGCUAACUGAUCGCUAUUUUAUUUUGUUAACUGAUCACUAAUUGAUCACUAUCUUAUUGCUAACUGAUAGCUAUUUUAUUUUGCUAACUGAUCAUCAUUUUUAUUUUGCUAACUGAUCACUAUUUUUAUUUUGCUAACUGAUCACUAUUUUUAUUUUGCUAACUGAUCGCUAACUGAUCACUAUCUUAUUGUUGACCGAUUGCUGGCUUUUUGCUAACAAUCGCUAGCUUAUUGCUAACUGAUCACUAGCUUAUUGCUAACUGAUCACUAUCUGAUUGCUGACUGAUUAUUAGCUUAUUGCUAAUUGACUACUAUGUUAUUGCUAGUUGAUCGCUAUAUUAUUACUAACCGAUCAUUUACUGAUCACUAGCUUAUAGCUAACUGCUGGCUAAUUAAUUGCUAACUGAUCGCUAAUUAAAUGCUAACUGAUCGCUAACUUAUUACCAACGGAUCGCUAGCUUAUUACUAACUGAUUGCUAGCUGAUUGCUUACUGAUUGCUAACAGAUAUCUAGCUGAUCACAAGCUGAUCGCUAACUGAUCUCUUGCUUAUUGUUAAUUGAUCUGUAGCUUAUCCUUUAGCUGAUCGAUACCUGGUUGCGAGCUUAUUGCUAACUGAUUGAUGGCUAAUGUGUUUGUGUUUUUGUUUUUGCAGGCGCUGUACAACUCCAUCAAGACCCAGAAGCUGCAAUGGACACUCGACGAGGAGGAACUGCGCAAGUCCUUCUCAGAGCUGGGGGACAGCUUGGGCGACUGCUCCAGAUCCACCAAGAUGGCAGGCGGCGGGCAGGCGGCACCAGAGGACACGCCUCCGUUACCCGGAACAUCCAUGUAUAAAAACGGAUUCCUGGUGCGCAAAGUGCACGCAGACUCUGACGGCAAGAGAACGCCGAGGGGAAAGCGAGGCUGGAAGACUUUCUACGCCAUCUUGAAGGGACUCAUUCUCUACCUGCAGAAGGGCGAGUACCGAGCCGACAAGCCGCUGUCGGACCACGACCUGAAGAACGCCGUGUCCAUCCAUCACUCGCUCGCCAUCAGAGCCUGCGACUACAACAAACGUGCCAACGUCUUCUACCUGCGCACCGCCGACUGGAAGCUCCUCCUCUUCCAGGCGCCGAGUGCAGAGCAGAUGCAGUCGUGGAUUACUCGCAUCAACACGGUGGCGGCCAUGUUUUCAGCUCCGCCCUUCCCACCAGCUACAUACUCCCAAAAGAAGUUCAGCCGACCGCUGUUGCCUGGAACCUUGUCUAAACUGCCUGAGGAGGAGCAGAUCCGGUCCCACGAGGCUCGCUUCCGCGCCGUCUCCUCAGAGCUGGCCGAGCUGCGCUCUUACCCCCCUGACCGCAAGGUUAAAGGUCGCGAGCUGGACGAGUAUCGGCAGAGAGACGAGUAUCUGGACUUUGAGAAAAGGCGUUACGAGACCUACGUGGCGCUGCUGCGGGCCAAGAUGCGGAGCGGCGAGGAGGACCUGUCCACGCUGGAGUGGCAGCUGCUGGAGGAGGGCGGUCUUCAGCGGGCCCAGUCCAGCCCCACCCUGCAGGACGCCAAGCCGGGCCAGUCCAGCCCCCCCCUGCAGGACAGCACACGUGAGGGCCAGAGACACAGCUACCGCCAGGCCGUGAAGAAGUGAGGCGGACACGCUGCUUGGCUUUUAUUUGGCACCCUGCGGCAGGAGCCAGGGUCCACACGACGCCCUCGCCAACGCCGUGCCCAGCACCCGGGUCACGUGAUUGGCUGGGCGAGGACUAUGGCGCCCAAUGUGGCGCAUGGCGAGAACAGGAAGGUGCUGAUGAGAAACACAAACUUUUCUUUCCGCCAUAUUUGUCAUGUUGGAGCUUCUUGCUUUCGCCGCCAUCUCGUCGCACUUCCUCCCUUCUCUUUGGUUGCCAUGACGGCCAGCUGUCAAUCAUUAUGUCCACUUCAAAACUUCUGUCGUCCACUUGUCUGCCCGGUUACCGUGGUUACCACCCCGGAGGCAGCUUGCUGAAUGUUGCUGUAAAUAAAGCAUGAUGGCGAUGAUUGAACGACGAGAAUGUUUUUCGUCUUUCUGCUUUUAUUUUGUCCAGCUAAGAAAAAUGUUGAAUAAAACGCUUGAAGAAGUUGAGUGUUGGAACCAUAGACAUGUUCUAAGAGUACGCAGCAUGGAGCGCUACUGCCUACUGGCGCUGACGAGACGCGGGCCGCCAUCUUGGAGUGGUGAUCAGUGCAAUUCAUUUGGCAGGAGCAAUGAAGUGUCAUUCAUCUUACCUCACACGCUUUUUUGUCAUACGUGUAGCUAUGAUAAAGGACACAUGUUUUAUUAUUCAUAGUUUGCUUAACACUAAUAGAAUAUUCUUAUAUGCUAGAAGGGACCAGACGUCCCAGAUCAAAACUGGGAAUAUAAUCCCAGAGAAGGGUCAGCUAUUUUGAAGUUGAAGAAACAAUAUGAUGAGGUUAUAUAUACAUGCUACAUAAACAAUACAUUAGAUAUCUAUAGACUGUAUCUCUGUUGCUGCAGCAGCAGAGAGUUGAUUCUGUCUUGACACUUUGUAUUGAUAUUUUCUAUUACAUUCUUCCCUUAAAUGAUCAUGUUUACAGUCAUUGUUUUAUAUGUAUUUUUGAUGUAUGUCGCUUUGGAUAAAAGCGUCUGCCAAAUACUUCAACAUAAACAUAUAUAAACACCUGAAAGUGUGGCCAUGGAUGAAGUGCUGGCUGUCCAGAGUCGGGACCCGGGGUGGACCGCUCGCCUGUGCAUCGGUUGGGAACAUCUCUGCGCUGCUGACCCGUCUCCGCUCGGGAUGGUGUCCUGCUGGCCCCAC